Thunnus maccoyii (southern bluefin tuna) is the source of this 5861-nucleotide messenger RNA. It is a transcript of the gene efs, whose product is annotated as embryonal Fyn-associated substrate. The transcript is spliced from 8 exons. Gene Ontology annotation, molecular function: protein binding. The record is from RefSeq and is a predicted model, not a curated record. Gene Ontology annotation, biological process: cell migration; cell surface receptor protein tyrosine kinase signaling pathway. The coding region runs from base 470 to 3400 and encodes 976 amino acids. Lineage: Eukaryota; Metazoa; Chordata; Actinopteri; Scombriformes; Scombridae. Gene Ontology annotation, cellular component: cytoplasm; plasma membrane.
AAGAAGAGCCAAUCAGAACAGGCGGUGUAUUCUGCGCUGCGGCUAGCCACGUGAUCUCACACGUACUGGAUCGGUCUAAAGCCUUCAGUUGACGCUCAUGUUACGCUGUUAGAUCAGCGAGCUACGUCAACGUCUAAGGAGGCGGAGAUAACGUUGUUGUCAUCGCCGAAGAUGAUUGAACGCCGAUGGCCACCGAUUUUCACGCCUGAAAAGAAGUGAUUUACGUAUCACAGACUGUACGCCGAUGCGAAGUUUAUCGGCAAAAAGAAAGAGGCAAGGAUCCGUAUGAAGGCGGAGGCGUCCAGAUUUUAAAGAUGUGUCCUGCUCAGACCCAGCUGUGCCUCGGCACCGAGUCUCUCCCCGGACCAACACAUCCGUGAGAGCCGCAGCUGAUCUAGAUGGAUGACCCCGACUGACCAGGACACUUGAGUUAUAGUUUCUCUGAGACAUAACUGUGAUCUUAGCAACAAUGUCUGUCUCCACGGUAUUGGCAAAGGCGCUGUUUGACAACACGGCCGAGAGCCCAGAGGAGCUGGCUUUCCGAAAGGGUGACAUCCUGAUGGUUCUUGAGCAGGAGCAGAAUGGGGGGCCCGGCUGGUGGCUCUGCUCCCUACACGGCAGACAGGGCAUUGCCCCCGCCAACCGACUUCGUCUCCUUCAGACUGCCCCACCCCCAGGCACAGACCCCAGUCGUGGGCCCAGUGAGGACUCUGUCUACCUGUCGCCAGGUUCCCCACUGGCCCGGACUGCUGUCAGCAGUAGUGCGGAGGACAUAGAUGGAGUGUAUCGUUCCCCACCAGGUGUCGGUGAGGGACGAGGAGUUGGAGCUGCCUCAAGGCCCGGGGAGCUCCGCAGAGUUGAGGGUGGGCGUCCACGCUCUCACUCCAGCUCUGGCACCCGGCCCAGACCUGAUUGGGAUAUUGGGGUUGUGGGGCGUCCACGCUCACCCUCUCUAAGAGGACGGGGCACAGAAAUGACAGGAACACUUUAUCAGACUCCAGUAAGUCCUGUACCUUCAGCAAUUCAGCAUGCCAGGCAGCCAGGAGCACUCAUGGCUUCAGAGUCUGUGUACCUCUCCCCCAGCGGAGUACCCAGGGCGGCUGAUGAGUCAGAGGAAAAUACAUAUCUUGUCCCUAGAGAAACACUCACAACAGGACCCUCAGACGACUGUUACUUGGUGCCAAAAGGUACACCACUUGCAGGUGACGAAGUUUACCAAACCCCAACAGGAGGAGUUGUGGCUGCUGCUGUCUGCUCUAACGGUCCCUCGGUAGUUGGUGGAACCCCCGGUGCCUCCCACCCCAAAGUGGGCCAAGACUCGCCUGGGAUGUAUCAAAUACCCACCCCUGUGGGGGCAAGCCUUCAAAGGACUUCAGCCACAGUUUUAGCCCAUCAGCAUCCAUCUCAAUUAUCCCCUGCCCAAGCAUCUCCCAGACCUCUGCUCAAAGGAGUGUCACCCAACCCUGCUGUUUCCAGAGGUAAACCCGGUCUAGCCUGUCACCGGGGGUCCCCUUUGCUGGUUAGAGCAGGGCAGGUCAGGGUUCCCGGAUCACCAAAUUUUGCCCGCAAACCUCCUCCACCAGCACCUCCAGUAAGGGGAGUCACAAGGAAAGAUGCACAACAAUCAGCACCCUCGUCAGCUGAUUCUAAUUCUGUCCCCAAAGCCACUGUUCAACCCACUUCUGCAAGCCUGAAGCAAGAGGAGGACAAACAGAGGGGACCUGCACAGAGCAAGGAGGAAAGGAUGAAUAAUGGCCUGGAGAAAAGCAACAAUAUGCAGAACAAGAAGGGAGAAAAUCAAGAUUACUCAGAUCCUGUGGAUGACCAGGUGUAUGAUACUCCUCCCAGUGGCAGGUGGCAACGUCCAGUACCAACUGCCCUUGGUGGUGAUGAUAGCAUCUAUGACACCCCACGAAGUGUCCCACCACAGGCUGACUCAGAGACAGAGGUCUAUGAUGUCCCUACCAUCGCUCUGAAUGUGUCCACAUCAGAUGUCCAGCACAGCGGCUUGGUGCCUGACGAAGUCGAUGACGAUGUCUACAGUGUCCCUACACUUCCAGGUGUGCCUCUGGGCCCGGGCGAGUCCACCACCAGCCUCUCCGGUGAAGACGCCUUUUGUGUCCCAGGUACCGAGAAACGGGUCAGCGGUGGAGAUCAUCAUCGGGACUCUUCUGAGACAGACUGCGGCAUAUAUGACAUGCCUGCUCUGACCGCCGAAGUCCUCCCUCACUCAUCCUCGUCCUCCUCCACCUCUACUCGCCGUCUCUCCAUUUCGAGUAACGGUUCUGGCGACGUGCAGUGGAGGGCCUCGCUCUCCAACCUUGUCCACGCAGUGUUGAGCACGGCCUCCUGCUCGGCGUCCACUCUGUCGUCACGGGACCUGGCCACCUCGCUGGCGGAAAUCCUGUCCACCUGGAAAGCCAGUCACUCUGGGGAUCCUCCACCGCCUCUUCAGCAGGCCUGGGCUCGCCUGUCAGACCUUCUACCGGCUUUAUCUGCUAUCGGCAAUGCUCCUCCAUCUGAAGGACUCUUAACACUGGUCCAGCGAUCCCUUGAGGAAAGUGCCCUCCUCUUGCAGGCUCAGGGUCGACCCCGUCUGCCUUCCCAAGAAUCCCUGUCCCGCCGGCCGUUGCCUGCGCUCCCUGACGGGAAGUCAUCUGGAGGUGGAAUGGGCUCCCGUAAAGGCAGCUGGAUCCAGGAGAGGCCCUUGCCCCCAACACCUCAGCCAGCCUUCCCCCUGCCUCCCACUCCAUCCACUGUGACCCUCACGGUGGGACCCAGUGAUGGAGAAGAAGACCCCAGCAAUGAGUACGCAGGGAUCGGCCUGACUCCCAUCCCAGCCCCAGUACCUACUGGAGACAGUGUUGGAUACGUCAAGCUGCAGGGGAAACCUGAGCCGCCUCCUGAUGCCCUGACUCAGAACGGACAAACACACACUAUCACUGCAGAGCCAAGGUUGACCCCAUCCCCUCCUCUGCCGGUGUCCCUCUCCCUGGAGGACUCGGAGCUGCUGUCCUUCUACUCCUCUCAGAGCCUCGCUCACCUCUCCUGCCUGGCAGACGCCAUCGACGUGCUCUUCAGCAGUGUGCAGGGGAACCAACCGCCACGUAUCUUCGUCGCCAGAGGAAAGAGUCUCAUCGUGACGGCCCACAAACUGGUGUUCAUCGGGGACACGCUCUCCCGCCUUCUCAGCUCUGCUGACCUCCGAGCCAAGAUCACAACCUCAGGGGGACGACUCUGCCAAGCCUUGAAAUCAGUUGUCGUGGCAACAAAGGGUGCUGCUCAAAACUACCCGUCAGUAUCUGCCACCCAGGAGAUGGUAGACCGCGUCGCUGAGCUCUCCCAGCAAGCAGCUGGUUUCUCCAGUCUGCUGCAGCGUCUGGCAGGAAUAUCUUCAUGAUAUUUCAUAUCAUUUGCGUAAAAAAACCUUGUUGACACUACAUAUUUUCUCUCUUUGAAAUGCCUUAUUUGUUGUUACACUCUUUCAUUACCUUUUCCUUUGUAUGGGAUUGAAGCAAGCGAAGGUGAAUCCUGGAACAAGUGUUUUAGCCUCGCUGCAGCUGUGACAAAGCUGGGUUUUGACUGUGUCGGUUCUGUCCUUCAAGUGUGUGUUGGUUUGCCUUUUUGUUUAUAUACUGACCUCUGUGCUUUGAUGCCAGGCACACUUACCUUUUUUUGAGUGUUAACUUAUUGAAUAUUUGGAGCCUCUUUGUGGCUUUGAUUGUCCGUGCGGACUGCUUAUCUUGGGAGCUUUGCUUUAUUGUGUUUGCCAUAUUUUCUUUUCCCUCACAUGAUAGCCAUUUUUCCUUCCCUGCUCUAUUUAUUUAGCCAUCCCCCCUAUUCCAAAAAUAGCACAGAAGGAAGCCUUACAUCCUGGUUCUGGCCUACUUUUUACUGUGAUACCUGAAAGGCCUUUUGUGAUUUUCAUUCUGAGGCUGUUGAAGCAGCUGCUUGAGUGUUUUUGGGCUUAAUAUGGGAGAAAUGGAAUAGGGAGUGGAGUAGGAAGUUUGCCCAACUUCCAUCCUUAAUCUGUGCAAGUAUGUGUUGUGUUUGUGUAGUACACAUUUCUGCUAGAGAGUAAAGAUUACCUGCAGUACAGUUUUGAAUCCACUCAAUGAGGAUUACAGGAAACAUCUCCAGUACAUUCUUCAGUUUACAGAGUCUUAAACUUUUCAUGAAGAAAAAAAAGCUUUGUCCGGUGUGACAGGCAGAGAUAAUAUCUGAGGAUAAAUGCAGGGACAGACGGUGAAUAACGAUAGUUGCCUAAUCCUAUUCUUUCCCACAGUCGCACGUUAGCCCGGCUAAGGAUAAGAAACCUGUCGACCAAGUUCACCUGUCUCCACAUGUUAUGUUGUGAUCUGCAUGCUCACGCUUCUUUGACUAUAUUUGCUUUUCAUGUUCAUUUCCCAUAAGUUGCGCAUCCCUGUCGACAGCAGUUACUCACAUCUGGUUUGACAGUUUCAAAGCUGCGAGGUGGGCUGGUAGAAACUAAGGCUGGGUGUUAAAUAUGUAAGACGGUAUUAUUGAUACGGGCCUUCAGUGGAGUUGGCUCAUGGUGGCGUGAUCAUGAUGUCAUUGUUUAUUCAAUUUUGUCAACUGAAAAUAUAAUUACAAGAAAACAAAUAGUUAUUGAAAUGUUUGUUUUACACGUUUGAAGAUGAUUUUUUGUCCUGUGUGAAACAUAGUUCACUGUCCUCAACAUCAAUUUGGUUAUUUUACAUGAUUUGCAUACAUUUGCCUUAUCAAGUUAUAUACUGAUAUUGAUCUUAACCAUAUCACCCAGCCUUAGUGUAAACUGGAAUGAAGCACAGCUCACCUUUUUUGAAGAAAAUCUAGCAUUUUAAGUGCAACAGAACACUACAACGUGGUACAACAUGCUACAACAUGUCAUGUCAUGCUUCAUUUCGGGCUAACAUAUGUUGGCAUAUUUCUGUUUGCAGCUGUGAAGUGAAACGACAUGUCUUUUUUUUUUUUGUUUUGUUUUAUCUAACACCUGUUUUCCAUCUCAAACCGUUAUAUUUAUAUCUGCCUACUGUCAUUUUGGAGAUGAAAUAUGUUAUUCUUUGCUAAAACACAGUGGAAACCUGCUCAGCGUGAAUCUUGAGAGGAACGUAUAGUACACUAAAAACAUGCUGUUUUUUUUACAUUUUACACUACAAAUCUAGUGGUGCUUGACAAAGUUGGAUACUGAUAUUUUUGUUAGAAUCUAUCUUCUGUGUCAUCAAUCAUAUUACUUAAACUAAUACUCAACUUUUAUCAAUUUUUUUAAAGAUGCAAAUCAGUAUCAUCUGGGUAUAGCAUAAUCAUUUUCACAUUUUUUAAAUCAUGCUUUGAGGAAUACCUCCCUGCUGUCCCAUUUUCUCUGCUGCAGUGUCACCUUGUGGGGGUUUGAAGUAUUAAUGAAUACACGCCUGCCGAAACAGGCUCUAUAUUGUUGUACAUGUGAAGAGACACGAUCGCAAAUAACCUUUAGCUAUAUAUUUAUUAUUGUCAAUAUUUUUUAAUGUUUUCUCUGCUUUCCAGUUUUCAUAGCUUUAAUUUGCUUAAAUGUUACAUAAACACAUCCUUCACCGGGGGAGAUUUUUACUAGGUGAUUUAUAAGGAACAAAAAUGUGUUUGUUUGUUUUUUUUGGGAAGAAAUGUAUUAAGUUACAGGUUAUAUAUAUAUGGCUGUGUUUUAUUUUGUACUACAGUUUUCUACACUAUGAACUCAUUUGAGUCAGUUAUCCAUAUUUGCUGGGAAGUGAAUCUUUUUGACUUUUCUCCUACAGACCUACAUCUCUCUCUUUACUUUUAAACACUACAUUUGAUGUCUGUCUUGUAUUCCUGUUGAGAAUGCACAAAUACAUCUUUUACAAUUA